Messenger RNA from Hibiscus syriacus, 981 nucleotides. Its product is annotated as protein IRX15-LIKE-like. Bases 34 to 981 code for a protein of 315 amino acids. The record is from RefSeq and is a predicted model, not a curated record. Gene Ontology annotation, biological process: xylan biosynthetic process. The transcript has a single exon. NCBI's taxonomy places the organism in Eukaryota, Viridiplantae, Streptophyta, Magnoliopsida, Malvales, Malvaceae.
ACAAAGAAAUUUUUCUCAAAACCCAGAAGAAAAAUGAAGAACGGCAACGCUAAUACGAAGCUGAUUCUUCUCCACCCAUCGAUCCACAAACCGGUCGCUUCCCCCCACCGUCUCUUCUUCCUCUUUUUGGUCACUUUCUUCACUUUAGCUUUCUCUCUAACCCUUUUCACCACAACCUCCAUUUCCAGCCCCUCUACCCAUUCUCUUUCCACCGCCGCCUCUUCCUCUUUACAUCCGUCAGUCACCGCCGCGCUCCUCCACUAUGCUUCCACCGUCAACGCCACCACCCACCACAUGUCGUCUCCCGAACUUUCCCUCAUUGCUUCUACUCUCCAUAAUUGCCCUUCCUCGCCUUGCCGUUUCCUCGUCUUUGGGAUAACUCAUGAACCACUCCUCUGGCACUCCCUCAACAUCCACGGCCACACCGUUUUUCUCGACGAGAGCGAGUACUUGGUCUCGUCGUUCGAGCGCAGCUACCCCGAAAUCGAAGCGUACGAUGUUCAGUACACUACCAAAGUGAAGAAGAUGUCGGAUUUGUUGUCUUUGGCCAAAUCCCACAUCGGCGACGAGUGCAAGCCGGUGCAGAAUCUCCUGUUUUCCGAUUGUAAGCUGGCGAUCAACGAUAUGCCGAACCAUAUUUACGAUUUGAGCUGGGAUGUAAUCUUGAUCGACGGUCCACGUGGCUACUUCCCAGAUGCUCCGGGGAGGAUGGCUCCGAUUUUCACGGCGGCGGUGAUGGCGAGGAGCAGGAAAAAAGGAGGGAAAACCCAUGUUUUCGUGCAUGAAUUCGAGAGGGACGUUGAAAGCAUUUUUAGCGACGAGUUUUUGUGCGACGAAAAUUUGGUGGAAACCGUGGAUUCUCUGGGACAUUUUGUCCUUAAAACAGAACCCAUUGACGGUAAGAAGCCUCAGUUUUGUAAAAAUCCGAUAUCAUCGUCGCCUUUAUCUGCUUCAUUAUUAUCCGGACAACGUGAUGACUGA